CUUUUUUCGGCAGUAUCGUGAAAUAGCCCGACUGCCACCGACAGCUGCGGCUGCUGCAGCUGAAUAGCAAUUGUACCAGCCCACAGGCACAUUAACAUCACAUUUCAGGACAUUUCAGGACAUUUCUUCAGAUUCCUCUCUCGUCUGAUACCACCCGUGCUCUGCAAAUGCAAGCCAUUAAGUGUGUUGUUGUCGGCGACGGUGCCGUGGGUAAGACAUGCCUGCUCAUCAGCUACACCACUAAUGCCUUCCCAGGAGAGUAUAUUCCCACAGUAUUUGACAACUACUCUGCCAAUGUUAUGGUGGAUGGCAAACCUGUUAACUUAGGCCUCUGGGAUACAGCAGGACAGGAGGACUACGAUCGCCUUAGACCACUCUCCUAUCCCCAAACAGAUGUGUUUUUAAUUUGCUUCUCUCUGGUGAGCCCUGCUUCCUUUGAGAAUUUAAGAGCAAAGUGGUACCCUGAGGUUCGCCAUCACUGUCCAAACACCCCCAUCAUACUUGUGGGCACUAAACUUGAUCUGCGAGAUGACAAAGACACGAUUGAACGCCUGCGGGAUAAGAAACUAGCUCCCAUCACUUAUCCGCAGGGUCUUGCAAUGGCUAGAGAGAUUGGUGCUGUGAAAUAUCUUGAGUGCUCUGCUCUUACACAGCGGGGUUUAAAAACCGUGUUUGAUGAGGCCAUCCGUGCUGUUUUAUGUCCUCCACCUGUAAAGAAAAGGGGCAAGAAGUGUACUGUAUUUUGAGGAACACCACAACUCAUUUCUUCAUUGAUAUGCCAUGUAAAGAGCAGGCUCUUGCUCUUCAGCUCUGCUGUUAGCAACAGAUAAAUUCAACUUGUGAGGUGCAGACACAUGCAUUUCCAUAGUGUGUCUGAUGUAACGGAUAUAUCAACAUAAAUAUGCCAGAUUUGCUUUGUUUUUAGUCAACUUUGCCUUAAAUUGUUGGUUUAUUAUGAAAAGUUAUUGGAAGAGAAUGACAUAAUGCCAUGGCAUCAGGAUGAAUAAUUAGUUACUGAAGAACAAGCAUAGCCAACUGUAAGGUACUUUGCCAUGUUUCAGCAAGUGUUACAUUUUCAGAGCUUAUUGUGUGAAAAUUGUGGUUAUUCAUAUUUUAUCUGCACACUAUUUUCUCUUUUGGGAUCUGUGAAUGUGAGAGAAGAUUAUGUAAAUAGAUAAAUAAAUAGAAUAGCUUUUGCGACUUAAAUGUGUGGCAUAGCCAAUUCUCUCACUUGAGGUGUUUUAAGUAUUUUACUUUCAGAUUUACUGCCUGUUAAACAUUUCAUACUGUACCUGUGUUUUAAUGUGACUACUGUAUGUGAUUUGUUAAACAAUAACAGAAAUAUUUGUUUGCCUAUAAAAUACUAUUAGAUACUAUAAACAAAAAUAAUACUGUAUAAAAUAUGCUGUAAUUACAAUUGGCUGUAAUGUUUAAUGGACUACAUACUGCAACUUAAAAUGGAGUAGAUUGUACAUCUUUUUUUUUUUUUUUUAAUGCUAUACAUAUGUUUGAAACAUGAUGAAAUGUGCCAUUACUGAUUUUUGUGCAGGGCUAACAAAUUGUAAGUGUUCAGAUGAUUCUUUGAAAUGUUCUUUUACCUUUUAGUGACCAGUAUUUAAAUUUUAAAGAGGUAAAAAUGUGUGUAUGUGUGCCAAUUGAGCAUUUAUGUUUUGUUAGUAUGCAUUAGCGUCAGGCAUUUUUGUUUUUAUUGAACUAUUGAAUGAAUAUGAAACCAAUGGCACAUACAUCGUGUCAGUCGCAGUUUCAGUUCUUGCUCAAAAAUAAAGCCGCUUUAGUGUGACAUCGA
Carassius carassius (crucian carp) is the source of this 1807-nucleotide messenger RNA. Its product is annotated as ras-related C3 botulinum toxin substrate 3-like. Gene Ontology annotation, cellular component: cell projection; cytoplasmic vesicle; cytoskeleton. Gene Ontology annotation, biological process: regulation of actin cytoskeleton organization; actin filament organization; establishment or maintenance of cell polarity. NCBI's taxonomy places the organism in Eukaryota, Metazoa, Chordata, Actinopteri, Cypriniformes, Cyprinidae. Gene Ontology annotation, molecular function: GTP binding; protein kinase binding; GTPase activity. The record is from RefSeq and is a predicted model, not a curated record. The coding region runs from base 168 to 746 and encodes 192 amino acids. The transcript is spliced from 6 exons.